This is a messenger RNA of Solenopsis invicta (red fire ant), 1598 nucleotides long. RefSeq names its product torsin-like protein (gene Torsin). The coding region runs from base 333 to 1400 and encodes 355 amino acids. Gene Ontology annotation, molecular function: ATP hydrolysis activity; ATP binding. NCBI's taxonomy places the organism in Eukaryota, Metazoa, Arthropoda, Insecta, Hymenoptera, Formicidae. The record is from RefSeq and is a predicted model, not a curated record. Gene Ontology annotation, biological process: cellular response to misfolded protein. The transcript has 3 exons.
UCCGUAACAUCUCGAGUAUAACGAACAAACUAUUAAACUGAACAAGUAUUAAACCGAUCUCCGUCCAAAUCUCUUUAUUUAAUUCGUAACUUGUUGAAUUAUAUGAUAUAUUCCACAUCAUAUCGACGAAUGUGGGCACUUCCGUUUUUCAAGACAGAUCCAGCUAAAUGUAAAGGAGAAAAGCGAUACUGAGCCAUAUUGAGCGAUACCAGUUUGUGAUACAACAUAACGUGACAUGCUACCGGGAAUCUGUCGUAUGAGCGAUGUUGGUCUGUAGUGAGGAAGAUUGUAAACAAAGGAAAGAAAAAAGGAAAAGUACCCGGUAGCCAAACAUGAACAUCGUCGAUCGAAUUCUAGUGCCUUUGUUCAUUUUUACGUUCCUCGCAUCCGUACGAUGCGAAUUAAUAACGCUUGGUAUUGCUGGUGCUUUAAGCGGUUUAGGUUAUUACGCGUACGACAAGUACAAAUGCGCGUACCAAGAAUGUUGUACGGACGAGUACAUUCAUCCUGAUUUAGAUAGAUUAGAAUACAUGCUUACUGCUAAAUUAUUUGGGCAAGACAUUGCUCGUGAAACGAUCAUAAAUGCAUUGCGGGGCCACUAUGAAAGUCAUAAUUCACCCAAGGCAUUGGUCAUGAGCUUUCAUGGUACACCAGGAACUGGCAAGAACUAUGUGGUACAGAUGAUAGCCAAAGCUUUUUAUAAAAAUGGUAUGCAGAGCAAGUAUUUUCACUUUUUCAAUGGCCGUAAUGAUUUUCCUCUGCAACGAAAAUUAGAUGAGUAUAAGGAAAAUUUGUACAAAGUUAUCUCCAUUGCUCUACAACAGUGUGAUAGGUCGAUGUUUGUAUUUGAUGAAGUGGACAAAAUGCCAGAGGAUUUACUAAACGUUCUGGUUCCCUUUCUCGACUACAACAGCUAUCACAAAUCUACCAAGCACAGUGAAUCCAUGUAUCAGAAUAAAGCUGUUUUUAUAUUUCUCUCGAACACUGGCAGCGCACAGAUAGUACAAUAUCUCACAAACAUGUGGGAGAGAGGCAGGAACCGAGAGGACGCGCGAUUGCAAGAUUUCGAGAAAUUGGUAGCAGAGGGGGCGUUCAAUGAGAAGGGUGGUUUCCAUCACAGUGACACUAUACAGGCCAGCGUAAUUGAUCAUUACGUGCCCUUUUUGCCUCUUGAGGAGGUGCACGUUAGAAAGUGUUUGGCAAGGUCUUUCGUUGAGCGAGGGUUUAGUCCAAAGGAGGAGAUGAUAGAGGAGGCGCUAUCACACUUGACUUUUGGCCCUGAGCCGCAUAAUCUGUACUCGAUGGCUGGCUGUAAGAGGAUAGAGCAGAAAGUUGCUUCUAUUGUAUAUCGUAAACAAAAUGUGGAGUCUAAGGCUAUUGAGAAAGACAGAUUGACAUAAUUUAGAAUGCUCGAACUGUUAAUAAAAAUAAUAUCAACGAAACAUUCUCUAUUAUAUAAGCAUUUGUAUAACAUCUCGAUAAGAUCCUUUAUUGAUAGAAUUUCUUAUUGGCACACUCAGAAAAAUACGUCUAACAAUUAAAAAAAUAGUAAAAUUAAUUUGUCAUACUUACAAUAAAAUAUAUAUGAAAAAGAUAAA